AUGGUGCAGUCUACGACGCUCGCAACUGGCGUCCAAAGACCUCUCAACAUAUUAAUCGUUGGUGCAGGCGUUUGCGGACCAGCUAUAGCUUUCCUCCUUCAAAAAGCGAACUACAGGCACAACAUCACAAUCGUAGAACGUGGAUGCGCACUACGUUCCGCUGGACAGCAAAUCGACCUUAAAAAUGAGGCGCCUUUCAUUCUCGAAAAGAUGGGUCUGCUGGAUAAAGUCAAGGCCUGCUGUGUUAACGAAACGGGGCUUGAGGUUGUGGACGCCAACGAUGGUCAAAUGGCUUUCUUUGGGGUCAGCCCCUCCGACGAGCGCCGACUCACUUUGACGAGCGAGUUUGAAUUGAUGCGUGGAGAUUUGGUCAGAAUUUUGUACGAUGCAAGCAUCCAGCAGGAUGCAAAGCUGAAGUGCCUCGAGGGUUACAGACACGGCUUGCAGUACAAGUUCGAGGAAACUGUCGAGAAACUAAACCAAACUCCUCAGGGUCCCGUCGACGUCACGUUUUCAUCCAGCAAACACAGUGGCCGUUACGAUCUAGUAAUUGGCGCAGACGGCCAGGCCUCGCGCACCAGGCGGAUGAUGUUCGGGGAAGAAGCCAGUGCUGCCUCUUUUCAUCCUAUGGGUCUACAUGGUGCGUACUUCAGCAUCCCAAGAAUCAAAGAAGAAGGCAGCCUUGCCAAAGUGUUUUUCAGCACGGGGAAGAAAAUGAUGGUUACCAGACCCAGUGAUCGCCCAACCACCGGAGUUCUUUUCUUUUUUGAGGGGUGACGGUGCCCAGCUGGACGAGUGUUAUUAUCAAUCCAUUGCUGCUCAAAAAGCCGCCUUUGCUGCGACUCUUGACGGCUUUGAAUGGCAGCAGGAUCGAUUUCAGAAAGGCAUUGUGAGUACGGACGACUUCCAUGCUACUAAAUUGGGCCAGAUCAAGCUCAAAACGCUUUUCAAAGACCGAACUGUUCUUGUUGGGGACUCGGGAUAUGGCCCGAGUCCUUUCACUGGGUUGGGUACAACCCUGGGUCUCCUUGGGGCGUACACGCUGACGGGCGAGCUGGCCCAACAUGGUGACGACAUCGGUAAAGCUUUGAGAAAUUACGAGGACAAGAUGACGCCCUUCAUUCAGGAGUAUCAGCAGUUGCCUAAGGCAGUUCUAUCUUUGAUGUUCGUGUCUUCGAGGCCGGCCGUGUGGCUCCUAAACCAAGUCGCUUGGGCGCUGUCAAAAGUCAGCACGAUGAUGCCACAGCGACCUAAUAAGAUUGAUUACAGAGGCCGACUUCCAAAGUAUCCCGAGCUUCACCUCGUGGAUGGCACCCAUAAGUAG
Molecule: messenger RNA, 1324 nt
Organism: Lachancea dasiensis
Lineage: Eukaryota; Fungi; Ascomycota; Saccharomycetes; Saccharomycetales; Saccharomycetaceae
Source: the annotation of a GenBank genome assembly